GGUGCCUCUUUCUCUUGUUAUCUUUUUAGCCCUCCUCGCUCCCCCCCCCUCGUAAUGCUCUCUCUCUCUCUCUGCGACUUCACUUUGCUUCAUCUCAGCCCACAGAGAUCUCUCUCUCUCAAGCUUUCUCUCUAUAAAGCUCAGAUCGCUCCAAGCAGAUAGUCAUGCAGGAAGCGACUCCUGCCCCUGCUCCCCAUGCCCAAUUUGCCUUCGUGGAGCAAUAUUACCAUAUUCUUUCCCCAUCUCCACAGUUAAUGCAUUUUAAUUUUUAUCAGGAUUCAAGCUCUCUGAGCAGGACGGAUAUCAAGGGUAAUAUGACAACAGUGACAGCCAUGGAAGCGGUGGGUGAAAAAAUUCAGUCCUUAAAUUACGGAGACUAUACGGCAGAAAUAAAAACAGAAGAUUCCGUGCAUACUCAAAAGGAGGUUAAGGAUGGUGCUCGUAUGGAUGUUUGUAGGACGGAAAAGUCUCAGGAGACUAAAAGGGCUAAGUUUGAAUCAGUUCCUCCAAAGGUGGAUGAGUUUGGGAGAUUGGUCAGAGAAGGUUCCAGUGAUAGUGACUCUGACGAUUCACUCUAUAAUAAAAGGUAUAAUAAAAGAGGUAGAAGUCGAAUACAUAGCCGUAGCCGUAGCCGUAGCCGCAGUCGCAGUCGCAGUCGGUCUCCUCUUGAUAGCAGGAGGGGAAGUUCAUGGAGGAGAAGAGAGAAGCGAAGCCGUUCUCGGAGUCGGUUCUAGGAAUCAAAGAAGCAGGAGUAGGAGCAGGUCCCCCACAUUUAGGCGCGCAAAUGAGUUCAGAGAUGGCAGUAAGAGACAGGACCGGCGCCACAUUCCAGAAUGUUUUGACUUCCUUCGAGGCAGAUGCUACCGAGGAGCACACUGUCGGUAUAUGCACCGGGAAUAUGACAAGAAUGAUGGUUCAAGGCAACAUAGGAGCAAACCAACCCUUUUCGAGUCUCAGCCUGGUUUCAAAACUUUUGGGAUUAAGGAAAAGGUUGAUGAAAUUAAAGCUCGGGAGAUGCAACUCUGUGAAGAUGCGCCUAUUGCUAGAAAAGAUGGUCAGUUGAUUGAUGCUGAGAAAAUGAAUUGUGAGAGUUCUAGAGUCACAGAUAUUGCAGUGCAAGUGAAACAAAUAGUUCCUGAAAACCUUAGGGAAACCACCACUCGCAUUCCUGACGGAAAAGAAUUUCACGAAGUGCAAAAAUCUCACCACCCACCCCCUCAGCUAAUAAGCAGUGCUGAUAAUAUGAAGUCAUCUGAUGGUACUUCCGAGGAUGUGCUUCCUCUUAUGAAUAAGUCCGUAGUAGAGCAACCUCAAAAGGCUGAUUGUCCAUCUGUUCAGAUGGAAAACUCUUUCAUGACUGAUCUGUCACCGGUUCGAGCAUCCACGACUUCUCCAAAUAUGGUUUCUAGUAGUGAGCCUUUACCAAAUGCAACUGCGUCGACUAAUGUGUGGCCCAUCAAAAGUUCUAAUGACCAACCACUUUCGUCACAAUUCAUGGCUCCUAAUUCUAAAGAGUUACCUCUUCCCAGCAUCUCUGCUGCAAAUGUUCCAUAUCUUUCAGAGCUGCCCCUUCCUCCACCUCCUCCUCAACCUUCACAAGGUGCCAGUGCUGUUCAUGCUCCACAGAUGCAUAGGGAUUACAAUUUGAUGCCACUCUGUCCACCGCAGUCUAUAUCUUACCAAGGUUCCUUACCCAACCAACAUGCUCAGUUCUCUCUACCACCAAAUUCCCCUUGGACAUCCUUACCCCCGCCACCUCCACGACCACUGUAUGAUUCAUCUUUAAAUGCAGGAACUACCGCACCAGGUGGUUCUUCACAGUUUCAGCCGAACCAUUUGGUUCCAAGGAAUGACUUUGGUUCUCAGCCUUCUAUCAGGCCUUACUCAACUGUAUUGCCUUCUCAUUCUCAGGCUGGUGAUUUUCUGCAUCAUAUGUACCCUCCAAUGCAGGAAUUUCCUCGCCCUGUGUUGCAUAGAGCAGAUUUUGGAUCAGGCAACUCAUCAAGUCAACCAUUUGGAGGCCUUGGUCAUAUGAGAGAAGACCGCUUUACACAUGCUCCUGUGCAGGAUUUAAGUUCUUCACACGCUUUUGCUCAUGGCAACACGCACCCACAACCUGGUCCUCCUUCACAGGAAUUGACUAUGAACAAAUUGCAAAAUUUCUCUGGUGACAAUUUUCCUUCUGGCGACCUUUUAAAUUCAUCCUUACAGAUUCAUCCCCGUUCACAGAACCAACAGCCAACCUAUAGCACACAAUACCCUGUUGGUGAUGGCAUCUUGGGUGUGCCUGGGAAGACUGGUGUGCAAUACCCUGUAGGUGAUAGCAUUUUGGGUUUUCCUGGGAAGGAUGGUCCUAUGUCCCAAUACCCUACAGAUAUUGUGGACAGAAAUCAAUCGUCUCGCCUUCCUGAAUUUGGGGCAUCUAGAAUACCUACACAUCAUAAUCCUUACGCAUCUACUUUUGAGCAGCCACUAUCCUCCAAAUUCAGUUCUAACAUUCACAAUCAAGACAACGGUGCUCCCUCUGGUAACAUGUUUGAUACUCCCUGCAAUUUGAGCCAAGUUCUUGUGGAUGGGCAAGGUGUUGGCAGUGUUGGAUCAAGACAGACUACUUCAUCACCAAGUUCUGCUAGAGCUGCUGGACAGCUUUUGCCCAAGUCAGAUGGUGAGCAGUAUGAUCCCCUUUGGGACAGCAUUGAGCCAUCAUCAGCUUUGCUCAAGAAACAUGGUCAUGGUCAAAAACAGGAAUCUGCCGGUGAUUCCAAUAUCAUUGUGAGGCUCAGUGAGAACAAGCAUAAAGAGGUUGAAACCGUUGCAUCAGCUACAUCUCUGGAUAUUGAUGAGUUUGGUGAGACAGCGGAUGCAGAAGUGGGUGUUGUUGAGGACGAGAGUCUGAGUGAUCCUGGUGGUGCAGCAAACAUGGCUGGUGAGAUUGAGAUUGAUCAGGUGGAGUCUCCAGGGAAGAGCAAGAAGAAAAAGGAUUCAAGAUCAACGAGACUUUUCAAGAUUGCUAUUGCAAAUUUUGUAAAGGAAAUUCUGAAGCCAUCGUGGCGGCAGGGUAAUAUGAGCAAGGAAGCGUUUAAGACCAUUGUCAAAAAGACUGUUGAUAAGGUCUCUGGAGCCAUGAAGAAGCACCAGAUACCCAAGUCAGAGGCAAAGAUAAAUCACUACAUUGACUCGUCACAGCGGAAACUGACAAAACUGGUGAUGGGUUAUGUUGACAAGUAUGUGAAUGUGUAGACGUCAGCUGUGUUGAAGCAACCAACCAGCACGCAACGGCACAAGUUCUUGAGGGUGUCAUCUCGGACCAAAAGAGAAAUGGAUCUCUCAAUGAAGAUUAAAGUAGAGCCUUAGACCUUUUGCAGUAAGUCACAACUAUAUAAACAGUGAUCAUUGUAUACUAUAUAUAUAGUGUGAAUUCUAAGAAGGUUGAUUGAAUGGUUCGGUGAAAUGCGGUUAUAAUUAUAAGUUAA
This is a messenger RNA of Malus domestica (apple), 3473 nucleotides long. Its product is annotated as zinc finger CCCH domain-containing protein 55. NCBI's taxonomy places the organism in Eukaryota, Viridiplantae, Streptophyta, Magnoliopsida, Rosales, Rosaceae. Gene Ontology annotation, molecular function: metal ion binding. The record is from RefSeq and is a predicted model, not a curated record.